Pistacia vera is the source of this 3267-nucleotide messenger RNA. Its product is annotated as receptor-like protein kinase HSL1. Gene Ontology annotation, molecular function: protein kinase activity; receptor serine/threonine kinase binding; ATP binding. Bases 47 to 3040 code for a protein of 997 amino acids. Gene Ontology annotation, biological process: protein phosphorylation. Lineage: Eukaryota; Viridiplantae; Streptophyta; Magnoliopsida; Sapindales; Anacardiaceae. The transcript is spliced from 2 exons. The record is from RefSeq and is a predicted model, not a curated record.
UCACACAACACUCCUCACACUUUCCUUCACCACCACCAACACAACAAUGAACUUUCUUCUUCUCAUUCUCUUCCUGCUUUCUCCUUUAGCUGUACUUUCUCUUAACCAAGAAGGCCUCUACCUUCAGCAUGUCAAGCUCGGGCUUUCCGACCCGGACUCCUCCCUUUCCUCCUGGGAAAACUCACGUGAUGACACUCCCUGUUUGUGGCUUGGUGUCACCUGCGACUCUCGCACUCACUUUGUCACCUCCAUUGAUCUUUCCAGCGCCAACAUUGCUGGUCCUUUUCCUUCUCUCUUAUGCCGCCUUCAGAACCUCACUUUCCUUUCACUCUACAACAACUCCAUCAACGACACUCUUCCUGAUGACAUCUCUGCGUGUCAAAGUCUUGAGCACCUUGACCUUGCCCAGAAUUUACUCACGGGUACACUUCCUCACACUUUAGCUCACCUUCCUAACCUGAAAUAUCUGGAUUUAACGGGAAACAAUUUCUCUGGAGAAAUUCCUGAAAGUUUCGGCAGCUUUCAAAAACUCGAGGUUAUUUCUCUUGUCUACAACCUUAUGGAUGGGACCAUCCCGCCAUUUUUGGGAAAUAUUACUUCUCUUAAAAUGUUGAAUUUGUCUUACAACCCGUUUUUGCCGAGUCGGAUUCCGCCGGAGCUUGGUAAUCUAACGAAUUUGGAGAUUCUUUGGCUUACUGAGUGCAAUUUAGUGGGUGAGAUUCCUGACUCACUGGGUCGACUCAGUAAACUCGUUGAUUUGGACCUGGCGCUAAACAAUCUAGUUGGUAACAUCCCGAGUUCACUCACUGAGUUGACCAGCUUAGUUCAAAUUGAGCUGUACAACAACUCAUUGACCGGAAACUUACCGGCGGGAUGGUCUAAAUUGAACCAUCUGAGACUCCUCGACGCCUCAAUGAACGACUUGACUGGGCCAAUUCCUGACGAGUUGGCUCGGUUACCGCUCGAAAGCCUCAAUCUUUACGAGAAUCGGUUCGAAGGGAACUUGCCGGCAAGUAUCGCUGACUCACCGAAUUUGUACGAACUCAGACUGUUCCGAAAUCAAUUCACUGGCGACUUACCCCGAGAUCUCGGCAAAAAAUCACCGCUCAAAUGGCUGGACGUGUCGAGCAACCAAUUUACCGGCGAAAUACCAGCGGGUUUAUGCGAAAAAGGCGAGCUAGAAGAGUUGUUAAUGAUAUAUAACAAAUUCUCCGGUCAAAUACCGGAAAGUUUAGGUGAAUGCCGGAGCUUGACACGUAUCCGGCUAGGUUCCAACCGAUUAUCCGGUGAGGUGCCUCCGCAUUUCUGGGGACUUCCCCACGUCUACUUGCUUGAGCUCUCUGACAAUUCUUUCUCUGGAGAAAUUUCUAAAACGAUUGCUGGAGCAGCCAAUCUCUCGCUUUUGAUUAUAAACAAGAAUAAUUUUAGUGGAUCAUUGCCUGAAGAGAUUGGUUUCUUGAAAAAUCUUCUCGUGAUUUCUGGUAGUGAGAAUAAGUUUAGUGGGCCCCUGCCAGAGAGUUUUACAAAUCUUGGUGAGUUAGGAACUCUUGAGCUUGAUAGUAAUGUUUUAUCAGGUGAGUUACCGAGUAGGGUUCAUUCAUGGAAGAAAUUAAAUGAGCUUAAUUUGGCGAAUAAUGAGUUUAAAGGGAAGAUUCCUGAUGAUAUUGGAAGUUUGUCUGUGUUAAAUUAUCUUGAUUUGUCCAAUAAUCGUCUUUCCGGGAAGAUCCCUGUUGGCUUACAGAAUUUGAAGCUAAAUCAGCUUAAUCUUUCCAAUAAUAGGCUUUCCGGCGAGCUUCCACCGAUGUUUGCUAAAGAUACAUAUAGGAAUAGCUUCCUUGGUAAUCCUGGUUUGUGUGGUGAUUUGGAGGGUUUGUGUGAUGGUAGCGGUGAGGAAAAGAAUAGAGGUUAUGUUUGGUUGCUGAGGUCUAUUUUUAUACUUGCUGCCUUAGUGUUUGUUUUCGGUAUAGUUUGGUUUUACUUGAAGUACAGGAGAUUCAAGAAUGCAAGAGCUAUUGAUAAGUCAAAAUGGACGUUGAUGUCGUUCCAUAAACUGGGUUUCAGUGAGUAUGAGAUCUUAGAUGGGCUUGAUGAAGAUAAUGUGAUAGGAACUGGAUCUUCUGGGAAAGUGUAUAAGGUUGUGCUUAGCAAUGGAGAGGCUGUUGCCGUGAAGAAGCUCUGGGGAGGAGUUAGAAAAGAGUGUGAAAGUGGUGGUGAUAUUGAGAAAGGCCAGGCUCAAGGUCAAGUUCAAGAAGAUGGGUUUCAAGCUGAGGUUGAGACUUUGGGGAAGAUUAGGCACAAGAACAUUGUUAAGCUCUGGUGCUGUUGUACAACCAGGGAUUGUAAGCUUUUGGUCUAUGAGUACAUGCCAAAUGGUAGCUUGGGUGAUUUGCUGCAUAGUAGUAAGGGAGGAUUGUUGGAUUGGCCAACAAGGUACAAGAUACUUGUUGAUGCAGCUGAGGGACUUUCCUAUUUGCACCAUGACUGUGUUCCUUCAAUCGUGCAUAGAGAUGUUAAGUCUAACAAUAUCUUGUUGGAUGGGGACUUUGGUGCCCGAGUGGCUGAUUUUGGUGUAGCCAAGGUGGUUGAUUCAAGUGGAAAGCCCAAAUCAAUGUCUGUCAUUGCUGGUUCUUGUGGUUACAUUGCACCAGAGUAUGCCUACACACUUCGGGUGAAUGAGAAGAGUGACAUAUACAGUUUUGGAGUAGUCAUUCUUGAGUUAGUCACAGGGAAAAGACCCGUUGAUCCAGAGUUUGGGGAGAAGGAUUUGGUUAAGUGGGUCUGCACCACUUUGGAUCAGAAAGGAGUGGAGCACGUUCUUGAUCCCAAACUUGACUCCUGUUUUAAGGAGGAAUUAUGCAAGAUCCUCAACAUUGGACUACUUUGCACUAGCCCGCUGCCCAUCAACCGCCCAGCAAUGAGGAGGGUGGUGAAGAUGCUGCAAGAAGUGGGCGGAGACAGCCAGCCCAAAACUGCUAAAAAAGAUGGGAAAUUUUCACCUUAUUAUUAUGAAGAUGCCUCAGAUCAGGGAAGUGUAGCUUGAGAACUUUUUUCUGUAGGUUUUGUUUGAAAAGCAUGGUUGUUUUAGGAGUCACAUAAACUCCUAGCUUGUUUUUUGGUUCUUAAGCUAACUUCCAAAUUUUCAUUCCCACUUGGAUUUGCUUUACGGGGUGUGGAGGAAACGGAGAAAGAAGAAAACAAAAUGGGGAAUGGUUAAGGUGUUGAUGUACACUGUAAAGUUCUUAAACCCUGAUGAGGAUAUUUGCAUUG